AUGGAAUCAGAUUGCAUUCGUUUUGUGCAAAACUGUCACCAAUGUCAGAUUCACGGCGACUUGAUUCGAGUCCCACCAAAUGAGUUAAAUGUGACGAGUUCUCCAUGGCAAUUCGCAGCUUGGGGCAUGGAUGUCAUCGGUCCUAUCGAGCCAGCAGCGUCAAAUGGACAUAGGUUCAUGUUGGUAGCCAUCGAUUACUUUACGAAAUGGGCAGAAGCAUCAUCGCACAAGUCAGUGACGAAGAAGGUGGUGGUAGACUUUGUUCGCAACAACAUCAUUUAUCGAUUCGGAAUCCCUGAGUCGAUUAUAACAGAUAAUGGACCUAAUCUUAAUAGUGGUCUGAUGCAUGAGAUUUUCGAAAGAUUUAAGAUUACUCACCGCAAUUUCACCCCAUACAGACCUCAGAUGAAUGGAGCAGUUUAA
This is a messenger RNA of Lycium barbarum (goji berry), 423 nucleotides long. RefSeq lists its product as uncharacterized. The record is from RefSeq and is a predicted model, not a curated record. NCBI's taxonomy places the organism in Eukaryota, Viridiplantae, Streptophyta, Magnoliopsida, Solanales, Solanaceae. Gene Ontology annotation, biological process: DNA integration. Gene Ontology annotation, molecular function: nucleic acid binding. The transcript has a single exon. Bases 1 to 423 code for a protein of 140 amino acids.